Trichoplusia ni (cabbage looper) is the source of this 4565-nucleotide messenger RNA. It is a transcript of the gene Sos, whose product is annotated as protein son of sevenless. The transcript is spliced from 32 exons. The record is from RefSeq and is a predicted model, not a curated record. Gene Ontology annotation, cellular component: plasma membrane. Gene Ontology annotation, molecular function: guanyl-nucleotide exchange factor activity; protein heterodimerization activity. The coding region runs from base 474 to 4565 and encodes 1363 amino acids. Gene Ontology annotation, biological process: Ras protein signal transduction; positive regulation of GTPase activity. Lineage: Eukaryota; Metazoa; Arthropoda; Insecta; Lepidoptera; Noctuidae.
AUGUUCGGUCGUAAAGUGCUUACAUUUUAGUCAAAAUAUGUAUUUAGUAAGAAUUAAAUUUCUCCAGAAUUACACCUAUGAAAUAAAAGUUGAAUCCUUCUAGCUGAGAAACUUAUGACUUGAUGUUGUGGACAAGAUAGUGAUGUGCCGAUUAAAAAAUGACUUGGACUUGAAGUCUAUGGAUUGCUGUCGAACAUCGAGAACGGACCAAUGAUAAAUAAAUUGAAAAUGGCGUCGUUUAGCCGACCAAAUGAACCAAGGAAUAUAUUUUACAAUUAAAACAAUCUAGCCAUUUGAUAUAUUACAGUAAAACUUAUAAAAUAAAUUAUUUAAAGUUAUUUACGUGUGUUCGUACCUUGCUAAACGAGUGAGGAAGCAGCAGUGUUUAAGUGAAACCAGAAAUGGUGGUAUAUGUUUUGUCAGAGUGAUAACAUUAAUGUUUACAUGAUUUCGGCGCGGGGCAUAUUGGUAAAAUGUUACCGACAGUGGAGGAGACGCGAGGGUACGACUUCCUGGACCCUGAGAAUGUCGAUAAGUGGCGGGGAGUGUUACUAAACCCCCUUCGAAAGGUUCUGGACGGCAUCCACCCGACGCUGAGCGCGGAGGAGACGGCGCUGCAGUACGUCGAGUCGCUCUGUCUGCGGCUGCUGUCGCUGCUGUGCGCCGUACCCUCGCCACUCACAGUCCAAGAUGUGGAGGAACGAGUCCAGCGCACGUUCCCGACGCCGCUGGACCGCUGGGCCAUCACCGAGGCGCGCGAGAUCACCACCACCAAGCGCCGCAAGCCCGUACUGCCGCACGACAAGCUGCAUCAGCUGCUGCAGAAGGAGGUGCUCAUGUACAAGAUCGACGUGUCGGUGUCGGCGUACAUCACGGCGGUGCUGGAGUACAUGUCGGGCGACAUCCUGCGCCUCGCCGGCAACUACGUCAAGAAGAUCUCGCAGAAGUCCGGCUACGAGACCAUCACCUGCCGCGACAUCAAGACCGCCAUGUGCGCCGACAAGGUGCUGAUGGACAUGUUCUACCAGGAGUCGGAGCACACGUCGUCGGAGUCGUCGGCCAGCGCGGAGCGGCGCGGGCGGCGCGCCUCGCUGUCCUACGCCGAGCUGGUGCGGGACCUGCUGGCCGACGAGAAGCACUUCCUGCGCGACCUCAACCUCAUCAUCCGCGUCUUCAAGGACGAGCUCGAGAAGAUCCUCGACAAGGACAGCCGGGCGAUAUCCCUGAUAUUCGGUAACAUCGUGGACAUAUACGAGCUGACGGUGACGCUGCUCGGCAACCUGGAGGACGCCAUGGAGAUGUCGCAGGACUCGCCCACGCCCUACAUAGGGAGCUGCUUUGAAGAGCUGGCGGAGGUGGAGGAGUUCCGCGCGUACGUGCGCUACGCCAACAUCGUGACGCGCCGCGACUCGCGCCAGGCGCUGCAGAACAUCGUCGACGACCCCGAGCUGUCGGAGCGGCUGGACACGGCGGGCCACGGGUUCCGGCUGGCCGUGAAGUACUACCUGCCGAAGCUGCUGCUGGCGCCGGUGGCCCACGUGUUCCUGUACCACAACUACGUGCUGGCGCUGCUGCAGAUCGCGCCCGCCAACGAGGACCGCGAGAGCUUCAAGCAGAUUACGCCCGCCUCCGAAGACAGGGAGAGCUUUAAACAGGUGGAAUGCAAUCUACAUCCGAUCAAGAAGCUGUUAAUCAAGGCGUUGGGGAACGGGCCCAAAAUUGACGCGACGCUCCGCAUGGCGUCCCGCGCGCGGCGCCAGCUCGCCAUCGAGAAGUGCAACGAGCUGGCGCGCAUCGUGGACAACUGGGACAGCCGGGACAUCGGACAGUGCUGCAACGAGUUCAUCCGGGAGGACACGCUCUCCAAGCUGGGUCCGGGCAAGCGCAUCGCCGAGCGGCGCGCCUACCUGUUCGACGGGCUGCUGCUGCUCUGCAAGCCUAUCACUAGCAUAGUGGCGACCAGCGGCGCGGGCGGCGGCGGCGGCGGCGGCGCGCAGCAGCUCAAGCUCAAGGAGAAGCUCCACAUCCGCAAGCUCGAGCUCGUCGACAGGCCCGACACCGACGAGGGCCGGCAUAUGGUGGAGUUGUGCCCACGCGUGGGCCCGGCCGUGCUGCUGGCGUGCGCGUCCUGCGCCGAGAAGCGACACUGGAUGUGCGACCUCGUCAUGCUCAACACCAAGCCCAUGCUCGACCGAUUCCUCGACAGCAUCCUGCUGGACCUGGAGCGGCGGCACCCGCUGAAGCUGCCGCCCGCGUCGCUGUACCGCUUCGCGGUGGCGGACUGCCCGCAGAACAUCCUGCUGGAGGACGCGGCCGCCGCGCGCCACCACGCUAACGCGCCCGUGCCGCUCAUCAAGGGCGCGACUCUCCUGAAGCUAGUGGAGAGACUCACUUACCACAUCUACGCGGACCUGAACCUGGUGCGCACGUUCCUCACCACGUACCGCUCGUUCUGCUCGCCCGGGGAGCUGCUGGACCUGCUCAUCGAGAGGUUCAAGAUCCCGGAGCCCAGUGAGGUGUACGACACGCCCAGGACUGCGGAGAGCAUAGAGAGCGUGGCGAGCAGCGACGCGGAGAAGCUCAGCAAGAACACGGCGCGCGAGGACUGGAAGCGGUACCGCAAGGAGUUCCAGCAGCCCGUCAAGUUCAGGGUGAUAAACGUCCUCCGCCACUGGGUGGACCAGCACUUCUACGACUUCGAGCGCGAGCCGGCGCUGCUGCAGCGGCUGCGCGACUUCCUCGAGUCCGUGGACGGGAAGCCCAUGCGCAAGUGGGUGCAGAGCGUGCUCAAGACGCUGCAGCGGAAGUCUCAGCCGGUGGAGCUGGAGCCGGGCGCGGCGGGCGUGUCGCACGUGUUCGACCGCCUCCCGCCCGCGACGCUGCGACACGUGGCCGACCCCGAGCGCUGCGGCUGGCACCCGCUCGCGCUGCACCCGCUCGAGCUCGCCCGCCAGCUCACGCUGCUCGAGUUCCAUCUCUACAGGCAGGUGAAACCCUCCGAGCUGGUGGGUGCGGUGUGGACGAAGAAGGACAAGGAGAAGACCAGUCCCAACCUGCUGAGGAUAAUCAAACAUACUACCAAUUUCACGCGCUGGAUGGAGAAGUGGAUCGUGGAGAGCGAGAACCUGGAGGAGCGCGUGGGCGUGGUGUGCCGCCUGCUGGAGGUGUGCGUGGCGCUGCGCCACCUCAACAACUUCAACGGGGUGCUCGCCGUCGUGGCCGCCUGCGGCUCCGCCUCCGUGCACCGCCUCAGGGCCACCUUCCAGAUGGUCCCGUUGCGGCUGCACCGCGCGCUGGAGGAGUUCCGCGAGCUGAACUCGGACCACUUCCGGCGCUACCAGGAGCGGCUGCGCAGCAUCAACCCUCCCUGCGUGCCCUUCUUCGGGAUGUACCUCACCAACAUCCUGCACAUCGAGGAGGGGAACCUCGACUACCUGCCCGAUUCGGAGCUGAUCAACUUCUCGAAGCGGCGCAAGGUCGCGGAGAUCACGGGCGAGAUCCAGCAGUACCAGAACCAGCCCUACUGCCUCCGGGAGGAGCCCAGGACCAGGGCGUUCCUGGAGUCGCUGGACCCGUUCCCGGGCAAGGACGACAACGAGAUCACGAACUACCUGUACGCCAAGAGCCUGGAGAUCGAGCCCCGACUAGCCAAGCAGCCCAAGUUUCCGCGCCGCUUCCCCGAGCUGUCGCUGAAGCAGGUGAAGGUGUCGCGGCGCGCGCAUGCGCACCACGACAGCGCCGCGCCCGCCGCGCCGCAGGACGACACGCUCAGCAUGUCGUCGCAGAUCUCCCCGACCAGCAUGAGCACGUGGGACGGCGGCUCCGUGCAGUCGCUGCCCAUCGACGACCACAGGGGCAGUAAGCAGGAGAUGGUGUCCCCGCGGCUGGAGCGCUGCUCGCUGUCGCAGCUCUCGCAGCUGUCGCUGUUCGACAAGGGGCUCGCGCUCUUCGACAAGAACAAGCCCAACAACAACAACAAAUGCAGCACUCGCGACGAGCCGCCCUCGCCGCGCGACCGACACUCGCCGCGACACGACCGCAGGCCGGCGGCGCUGUCGCCGCGCGGCGCCAUCGUGGACGCCGAGCUGUUCUACUCGCGCAGCGCCGACCACAUCAACUGCAGGAAGCAGGACCAGCAGCAGACGGAGCGCGUCCCGCCGCUGCUGCCGCGCGGGGGCGCGGGGGGCGAGGCGGAGCCCCCGCCCGCGCCCCCGCGCCGCGCCCCCUCGCCCGCGCGCGCCGACCCCGAGCCCCCCGACCGCCCGCAGCCCAGCCCCAAGCAUCACGACCUCGCGCGCAUGCCCGCCAUAUCCCCGCUGCGGUCGCCGCUGGCGCCCGCGGGCAGCCCGCUGCCGCCCGCCGAGCGCGGCCUCGCCUUCCGGUUCGAGUGGCGGGGGGGCGCCGCGCCCUCGCCGCCCGCCCCGCCCGCCCCGCCGCUCACGCCGCAGCUGCCCCCCGCGUGCGGCACCCCUCCCCCGCUGCCCCCCCGCCGCCGCCGGGACUCGGCCGCGCCGCCCACGCCGCUGCCGCCCGUGAGUACACUGCACUACACUCUAUAUGUUUAG